GCUAGCGAAGGAGAGGGGAAGGAAACGACAACCUGCAUUGACACCAUCUUGUGUCCUCAUUCCUCUCACAACUUCUUUGAUCCUUGAAGUUCACAGUGAUGUUCCAGGACCAUGCAAACAGAAAAGCAACUUUUAAAUUACUGCUUGUAAUUUAUUCCACAGUGUCUGGGGGAUUUUCAAAUCCUGGACUACCUGGACCAGCAGGUCCUCCUGGGCCUCCUGGACCACCUGGACGCGAUGGUUAUCCAGGACGUCCGGGGGAGCCUGGGUAUCCAGGAGGGUGCACCUGUUCUGAUAGAGGUUUGAAUUUAGAUAGACUUCCUAGUCUCCCUGGCCCAUCUGGCGAAAGAGGACCUCCUGGGAAACCUGGCCCUCCUGGAGAUAGAGGACCUCCUGGGAAUCCUGGCCCAGAUGGAAAACGAGGACCUCCUGGGAUUAUUGGCCCUCCUGGUCGUCCUGGUGAGCCUGGGCUAAUGGGACCUCCAGGAGCACCGGGAGUCUGUGCCUUCUGUGAAGAAGAUGGGAGACACUCUUCAGAUCAAACUGGACUUACAUUUAUUGCCACAGUAGGGUGUGUUCUUGCCAUUCUGGACACAGCUGCCUUAGUUGCUGUUGUUGUUUUCACCGUGAGGAAGAAAGGAAAUGCAGCAGCUAGAGACUCAGCAGCACAGAGCCCUGAUGUGGACCCUCCUGAUGAUACAUACACAGCUCUGAAUCCCAGGACAAGAACACCUGAUUAUGACACUCUUGAUCAUUUUAGGACUCCACCCAGUGUUCGUGGCCGAAACCCUAGAUGAAACGCGCGCCUCUGCGAACUCCAGCUGAUGUUGAUUGAUAACUCCAUACUCUUCCAAAUGGCGUGUGUGUGUGUGUGUGUGUGUGUGUGUGUGUGUGUGUGUCAAAAGUAUUUGUAUAGUUGUUAAAAGUUAUGGAUUAAGUAAAGUGAAGUAUGUUUACCAGCAGAGAUUUCCUUUUUUUUUUUUUUAAAACUUAAAAUUGUAUAUAUUUUCUUAGAAUUUUCUUCCACUUCCAUGAUGGCAGACAAACACACAGACACACUCACAGGCAGACAGAUACACACACACACACACUGGCUGAGCUCUCAUGUACACUGCUGAAUGGUUCCUCAUUGGCCCAACACAUGCCACACAUCACUCAUAUUUACACAACAAAACACAAAAUCCCUGGUUAUGGUUAUAGUUAUUUAGCAGACGCUUUUGUCCAAAGCGACAUACACAAUACAAAUUAAAUUAACAGUGAACAAUUACAAAAUAGGGAGAAUAGCAAUAUUAUCAAUAAAACUGUAUAAAACAAUCAUUAUAAGCACUAACCCAAUGAGAAAUAAAGCAAUGUAGGUAGGUAUAUUUUUUCCUAAUUUGAGACAGGGUCAGAGGUGCAACAGGAUGGAUGGCAUGUGAAGAUGCCGAUAACAGGACUCCAACACUCUCUGCACUGAAGUCAGGGAUGCAUAUUGCAGUGCCCAGAGGCUUUUAGAUUAUGUUUCCUGUUGUAGCAUUUUAGGAAUACACACAGUGCCCGUGCUGAAAGCCCUAGAUAAUUUGUGUGUCUCUGCAAACUCCAGCUCAUGUUUAACCAUAACUGUAUACUCCUCCAGAUGGCAACCGACUGGGACUAACAGCUAUAGACAUUACAAGUUUUCGUCCUAUACUGUACCUCCUAUCUGUACUGCAUGUGCCUUUAAGGCAGGCCUGACAUUUAAUUACCCUCUUUUACCCAUUAAGCAACAUCCUGUCUAUGACCACACAAACGUUGAGGAGGAAGUGCACGUGUAUCUCCUGUGAUCUCUCUCACUUGAUUGGCUCCAAGUGGUUACAUUAGAGUGUACUGACACUAACAACCUUUUAUUAAACUCCUCUCUCUAGGGUCAGUUGAUAUAUAUAUAUAUAUAUA
Messenger RNA from Sardina pilchardus (European sardine), 1911 nucleotides. Its product is annotated as cuticle collagen 3A3-like. The record is from RefSeq and is a predicted model, not a curated record. NCBI's taxonomy places the organism in Eukaryota, Metazoa, Chordata, Actinopteri, Clupeiformes, Clupeidae. The transcript has 7 exons. Bases 99 to 797 code for a protein of 232 amino acids.